CCCCCCCGGGCCCCCCAGCCGCAGGCGCGAUGGCCGUGGCCGUGGGCAGACCGUCUAAUGAAGAGCUACGGAACUUGUCCCUUUCUGGCCAUGUUGGAUUUGACAGUCUCCCUGACCAGCUGGUCAACAAGUCCACUUCUCAAGGAUUCUGUUUCAACAUCCUGUGUGUCGGUGAGACAGGCAUUGGCAAAUCCACCUUAAUGGACACUUUAUUCAACACCAAAUUUGAAAGUGACCCAGCUUCUCACAAUGAACCAGGUGUCCGGUUAAAAGCCAGAAGUUACGAGCUUCAGGAAAGCAACGUACGGCUGAAGUUAACCAUCGUUGACACCGUGGGAUUUGGAGACCAGAUAAAUAAGGAUGACAGCUAUAAGCCAAUCGUGGAAUAUAUCGAUGCCCAAUUCGAGGCCUACCUGCAAGAGGAAUUGAAGAUUAAACGUUCUCUCUUCAACUACCAUGACACAAGGAUCCACGCCUGCCUCUACUUCAUCGCCCCUACGGGACAUUCGCUGAAGUCCCUGGAUCUGGUCACCAUGAAAAAGCUGGACAGUAAGGUGAACAUCAUUCCCAUAAUUGCAAAAGCUGACACCAUUGCCAAGAACGAAUUGCACAAAUUCAAGAGUAAGAUCAUGAGUGAACUAGUUAGUAAUGGCGUCCAGAUCUAUCAGUUCCCCACAGACGAAGAAACCGUGGCAGAAAUCAACGCAACCAUGAGUGUUCAUCUCCCAUUUGCAGUGGUUGGCAGCACCGAAGAGGUGAAGAUCGGCAACAAGAUGGCAAAGGCCAGGCAAUACCCCUGGGGCGUGGUGCAGGUUGAAAAUGAAAACCAUUGUGAUUUUGUGAAACUGCGGGAGAUGCUGAUCCGCGUGAACAUGGAGGACUUGCGAGAACAGACUCACACCCGCCACUAUGAACUGUAUCGGCGCUGUAAGCUUGAGGAGAUGGGGUUCAAGGACACUGACCCUGACAGCAAGCCUUUCAGUCUUCAGGAGACAUACGAAGCAAAAAGGAAUGAAUUCCUGGGAGAACUGCAGAAGAAAGAAGAAGAAAUGAGACAGAUGUUCGUCAUGAGAGUGAAGGAGAAAGAGGCUGAACUUAAAGAGGCAGAGAAAGAGCUGCAUGAGAAGUUUGACCUGCUUAAGCGAACACACCAAGAAGAAAAGAAGAAAGUGGAAGACAAGAAGAAGGAGCUGGAGGAGGAAGUGAGCAAUUUCCAGAAGAAGAAGGCAGCAGCCCAGUUGCUACAGUCCCAGGCGCAGCAGUCUGGGGCCCAGCAAACCAAGAAAGACAAGGAUAAGAAAAAUGCAAGCUUCACAUAAAGCCUGGCAAGCCAAGGAUGUUCCCGCAUUCACCUGCUUUUGCAGUAAUAUUGUAUCUCUGCCAUCUAUGUCCUUUUGUUUUCUUUUAUUAUUAUUUUUUUUACCCUUCCCCAAACACCAAUAACUAUUAACUCAUUUUGCUGAAUGUUGUCGGGUGGUGGAAAAAUGGUAGAACGAGGGAUUAACAGCCAAAGCUCUGUGCAGCUGGACUUUUGUUUCUGGAAAGCAAAUGGGUUGCCUUUUAUGCCUGUUCAGAAUGGCAGCAGGAAGCAUGCCUGGUACUGUGUGUUGCUUUGGACUGAGGAAAGUGGGUAAAUGCUGCCUGCACGUCUGACAUGAAAACUUCUCACCGCCUCAGCAGCUGAACUAAAAACCUGAAUAGCCAUGACAACAACUCGCAUUUUCUCGAUCAUUCAUCUCCAUGGUUGCACAGCCCGUGAACCCAUUGUCUCUUCUCCACAGCUGUCCCAAACAAAGAUAGAUUUGUGCGUAGGCAGAAUGGCGGGUAAGCAUUCUCUGGUGACACAUUUUCAUCUUAGUUCAUAACAUCUUUUGGCCUGGGUUCCUGGGCCUGGUCAGAUAGGCUCCUCUUACGGCGUGAGAUUGCCUGUGGACGCCUACCGCUCAAAUCCGCCAUGUUGGAGAGGGCUGGUGUUAAGAAAAGGAGGAUUCCAUUCACAUUUGCCAGUGCACCCUCAGUCCGCACACAGAUAGCGAUCUCAGAGGUGGGCUCCUGUGGUGAUGGGCUUUCCACAGCCAACUUUACUAUUUAGGGUAAGGAAUCUGUCAUGAACACACUCAAAUUUGCUCUCAGUGGGCCCGGAGUGGGACAAAGGACUGAUUACAGGAUAUCCGUACUUCUAAUAAAAGUUUUCACUAAUCAUGAGGAGAAAACUUCCACAAAUACUUUGCACAGUCCUUCUGCUGUAAAUUCUGUAUCGUCUACAGCACAAACUCGAGGGGACCCUGUCCAUGUAAGGCAGGAGUGGGAAGGAACACAGCACAACCCGUGAGUCAAGAAAGCAGACAUUCAACUUCACAUCCAGCUUCAGGGCUUAGGCGCCUUUCAAUAUUUGGCAAUAAAGAGGAAAAGAAAUAGGACAGCUGGUGUUUAAAUCCGGUUGUCUUGAGGAAUCUUUUUCACCUUUCCCCUCCUGGUGACUAGCUCUACCUGCCCUUUAUGACUAAAGCCCAUUGCCUCAUCGAGGAUCAGGACGAGCCCGUAGGCCAGCACGAACACUGUCCGUCUGCUGGGUAUGGGAAAGGCCACUGUACCCUUUUCCUGUCCCAUGCCUUUCUGGUUCCCCCUCCCAUUAAUAAGACCCUCCCAGCUUUCUCUAAGGCUAGCCUCCAGCUUCUUACUUGAAAGGAUAACAUUUCUCAUGAAACCAAUACUUUGCUUCUGCCACUUUCCUUCUGGCCUUCAGUAGGUAAGUAGGACAGAAUAAGCUCUAUACCUCCUGGCACACACUUUCAUUUUCUUCUUCUUUUUCUUUUUCUUUUUUUUCCUUUUAGUUAGUAAGUCUUUAGUUGAUGCCAACAGAGUUUUUUCUGUUUUGUUUUUGUUUUUCCCUUUUCUCCUCUUUCUCAAUGUGUACUUAGAGGAAAGAAGGCAUGGUCUUCUAUAGUUUAGGCUUAACUAGUCAAAGGAAGGAAAUCUGUUUCAUUGGAGCCCAAAUCAGGCUGGAAAGAACCGGCAGACAUGAAGCACAGCAGUAGCGGCCUUUACAGGUUUACAUGCUACUGUUUUUGCUUGUUUUUUAAAAUUCUAGUCUGAAGCUUGCGGUGAAGCACCAGACAUUAGACAGCAUGCUGCUGCUAACCAGGGGCUGAGUGUGCUCGUGUGCUGCACGCCGGACAGCGCUCGGAUACCGUGUGGUCUGCUUGUUCCGUUUGUACAUGCGUUCUCGUGCCUUGCAACGGAAGACUUUUUGAUGCCAAGAUUAUUGAUGGACUAGAUUUAUAUUUUUAUUAAAAACAUUUUUUUUUUAGCAUUACAUUUUUCACAGUAAGAUAAAUCAUAUGGAGAGUCAGGGAAUAAAAAAAAAUCAAAAGAAACAUAUGGAAGCUAGGAUUUCUUUUUCUUUCCAUUUUUUGAAUGCAUUGCUUCUGAACUUUUUUCUACCACUGCCCCCCAGCCCUGUUUAGUUUGUUAUUGCUGCCUUUUUUUUUUUUUCUUUCUGUAUCUGUGCCUUUUUUCACAGUAGUCCUUGGCUCUGCACGGAAUAAAUGAUACCCUCAAAUUUAAUUGGAUGUGCUUUCGCCUUUGCAUGUAAGUACAGUAGUAAACCUUUGAAAUCUUUCUUUUUAAAAUUGGAGGAAACAAUGGGAUGGCUGGUUU
Molecule: messenger RNA, 3660 nt
Organism: Tupaia belangeri chinensis (Chinese tree shrew)
Lineage: Eukaryota; Metazoa; Chordata; Mammalia; Scandentia; Tupaiidae
Gene: SEPTIN11
Product: septin 11
Exons: 10
Coding region: 30-1319 (429 amino acids)
Molecular function (GO): GTP binding
Source: RefSeq, a predicted model, not a curated record